CCAAACCUUCAACGUCUUCCUCCGUUUCCUCUCCCAUAUCCAUCUGCUUCUCAACCACCACCACUGCUACCAGCAUCCAUCUCUACGCAUCAUCUGCUAGAAUCCAGCAUUCACGAUCUCGGAUCAACCACAAAUCUUCAAUUUUUUCCCUCACCAACCCACAAACCAUCAAAAUGACUGGAGGCGGCAAAUCCGGCGGCAAGGCCAGCGGUGCCAAGAACUCUCAAUCCCGUUCUUCUAAGGCCGGUUUGGCUUUCCCUGUCGGUCGUGUCCAUCGUCUCCUCCGCAAGGGCAACUACGCUCAACGUGUCGGUGCCGGUGCUCCUGUCUAUCUCGCUGCUGUUCUCGAGUACUUGGCUGCCGAGAUUCUCGAGUUGGCUGGCAAUGCCGCCCGUGACAACAAGAAGACACGUAUCAUUCCCCGUCAUCUUCAGCUUGCCAUCCGAAACGAUGAGGAGUUGAACAAACUUCUCGGCCACGUCACCAUUGCCCAGGGUGGUGUACUUCCCAACAUUCACCAGAACUUGCUACCCAAGAAGACCGGAAAGCCCGGUAAGAAUGCUAGUCAAGAGUUGUAAUGUGGAUGCGUUGAUUUCUGUUGUUUUCUAGUUGGUCGUUUGGGAUGCUUCAUGAACCACGGGGUCACGGCUGGGCACGGUUUUGCUUUUUCAUGCGUACGGGUUGUACAUUACACAUAAUCCAUUGGUACAUGGAUACGAAUGAGCACAAUUGAGAACAAAUUUCUAAACUAUUCAUUCUCCUUGUUUCACAGUGAUUUGCCAAAUGGUUCAACGCUUGCGAUAAUGUCGAUAUCUGAAGCAGUUUCUCGCGGGCUUUGGGUUGGGUGGCAGAUAUGUAUGGCGUUUACGCAUGAUGGUGAUUAACAUUCCUUCACAGUUCAGGGAAAGCCAGA
Messenger RNA from Xylaria bambusicola, 913 nucleotides. Its product is annotated as histone H2A. Gene Ontology annotation, molecular function: DNA binding; protein heterodimerization activity; structural constituent of chromatin. Gene Ontology annotation, cellular component: nucleosome. The record is from RefSeq and is a predicted model, not a curated record. The coding region runs from base 174 to 578 and encodes 134 amino acids. The transcript is spliced from 4 exons. Lineage: Eukaryota; Fungi; Ascomycota; Sordariomycetes; Xylariales; Xylariaceae.